This is a messenger RNA of Patiria miniata (bat star), 2957 nucleotides long. RefSeq names its product choline transporter-like protein 1. The transcript is spliced from 18 exons. Gene Ontology annotation, biological process: transmembrane transport. Bases 310 to 2265 code for a protein of 651 amino acids. NCBI's taxonomy places the organism in Eukaryota, Metazoa, Echinodermata, Asteroidea, Valvatida, Asterinidae. Gene Ontology annotation, cellular component: membrane. Gene Ontology annotation, molecular function: transmembrane transporter activity. The record is from RefSeq and is a predicted model, not a curated record.
UACCCCCAGCAGUGUUCGCCUUAAUGUCUGUGUGUCGCUAGUGGUUGUUGUUUAAUACGGACUGUACACGUAGAAGCCAGACUGGGUUUUAAUCCUUGAAGAUAUAGUUCUGUCUGCGUAUGGAUUCGAUGGACUGAUGGUGUCUUAAUCACUCUAUAAUUCUAGAGUCAAAUCCCCGAAUAAGUGCGUGUAGCCAUGGGCAUGUAAUGUUGAAACUGACUCGUGGAAUAGAUCCAGCUCUUCUUCAGUCAAGUUUGGCAGCCACUUUGCAGUAUGACGUCAUGUAGAUCCCAAGCAUAAACAACCACCAUGGGUUGUUGCGAUUGCGAUACUCGCGUUAAACCUUUAAAGGGUGACGGAGUGGAGCAAGUUGAUGAUGGUUUUGACGGUCCCCUUGACGACCGCAGCUGCCGUGACGUCAUCUGCCUGUUUCUCUUCUUGGCCUUUUGGGUUGGAAUGGGAUACAUUGCCGUGGUGUCUAUCAUGGACGGCCAGCCUGAGCGAAUCAUCUUUGGCGCCGAUAGCUACGGCAACGUCUGUGGCAAGAACAACGGGCUAAUCCCGGGGGUCAACCUGUCCGGGCAAAACCUGAUCGAUAGACCGUACGUGUUCACCUUUAACCCGGAGUCAAUUAUAAACCCAGCGACACCCACCAAGAUGCUGUGUGUCUCCGAGUGCCCGGAUGUUGCCCUCCUGAUCAAAAAUGACAUCACGGAGCUGGCCGAGAAUCGCUCCAUCUUCCUGUGCGACUACAACCUCGAGCCCAGUGACUACGCCGCGGCCCAGCAAGGUCACCUCGCCGCUUGCCCUGGUACACCUUUGGAUGCCAGCACUGCCAUCUUCAACCGUUGCAUUCCAUCGUCCGCCAUUGGCAUCGCGUCUUCCUUGCUUGACAGCGACUGGUUAAAGAGAGCCGUGGCAGAUGUCGAAAAUUCCUGGCGCGAGAUUCUCUACCUUUGUUUGAUUUCAUUCGGUCUAGCCAUAGUCGUAUUGAUUUUGCUCCGGUUCUUCGCUGGUGUCCUUAUCUGGACCAUGGUGUUUGUGUUUAUGAUCGGGAGCUCGGGUGGGACCGGAUACCUGUGGUAUCGUUGGUGGCAGGAAAAAUCGAUCCUAGACGCUUUGCCAGCUAAUGCUCCGAAAGAUAAUCAAGAGCACACAGUUAAGACCAUGCUGGCCUACGCUGGAAUCGCUAGUGGUGUUACGGUCAUUCUGCAUUUGGUGCUACUCGUCAUGCGCAAACGCAUCGCCCUUGUGGUGGCGCUGUUCAAGGAGGCCGGCAAGGCUGUCGCAGAUAUUCCGUUCCUGCUUCUUCAACCUGUCUGGACGAUUCUUGCCAUGGCAGUUCUAUGUGCUUACUGGGGCUUCGUGUAUCUGUACCUGGUGACUGCUGGCAAGCCCGAACUUGACAACGAGACCGGCUUUGUUACCUACAAAUCCAACGAAUUAGGACCAUAUAUGUGGUGGUACCAUCUCUUCGGCCUGCUGUGGGGCUCCCAGUUCCUAGUUGCCUGCCAGCAGUGCGCCAUAGCGGGCGCUGUUGCAGCCUGGUUCUUUGCGCGGGACAAGAGUCGUCUCAACUGGCCAAUCCUGAAAUCAAUCCAGCGCAUUAUCAGAUAUCAUCUGGGAUCUCUAGCCUUUGGUUCCUUCAUCAUUGCACUGGUUAUGCUGGCUCGCAUCAUACUCGGCUAUAUCCAAAACAGGCUCAAACAUUCACAGAGCGACAUCGUGGCUUACAUCUUGAAGUGCCUUCAGUGUUGUCUCUGGCUGUUCGAGAAAGUCCUCCGCUUCAUCAACAGAAAUGCCUACAUUGAAAUCGCUAUAUACGGCUACAGUUUUUGCAAGGCCGCACGGAAGGCCUUCACUCUCAUCGUUUCCAACGCCCUGCGGGUCGCUGCCAUCAACUCCGUGGGGGACUUCGUGCUUUUACUCGGCAAGGCGGUGGUGGUGGCUGCGGUGGUGGUCGUGGGCAUGCAGCUUCUAAAGGACAAGCCCGAUAUACACUACGAAUUUGUACCCAUCACAUUGGCCGCCAUCUUCGCCUUUCUUCUCAGUCAUAUCUUCCUGUCGGUGUACGAGAUGGCGAUUGAUACGCUUUUCCUGUGUUUCUGUGAAGACUGUGAAAGGAAUGACGGCAUCACGAAGCCAUAUUACAUGAGCAAGGAUCUCAUGAACUUUGUCGACAAUGCCAAGAAAGCACAAGACAUCAAGGACAUGAAAAGACAGACUAAGCGAGCCGCUCUUCAUGCAGCUACCGACAAAAUGUAGACUGCUCUGGACACAUCAUUUAAACCACCCGAAAUCAGUCUAAUUUAUAGUUAUAAGGUCGUUUUAAAAACUGGAAAUCGCUACAGUGAAAUCUCCGCGUUUCAAUAAUCAUGUUCAGAAGUGCUUUAAUUACGCAACGAGUUAUAAAACUUGAAAACAGUAAUGUCUUUAAAGCAUCGAGGACUUGCCAUAAUUGUAUAAUGUAAUUGAUUUGUAUAUACAUGUACAUGAUUGUAGUAUGGGCACUGAGGUGUACCUCAUGCUAUCCACACGGUUUUUGUCUCCGUUUUUCUUUCAACAUUAUAAAUGUAAAUAUUCUUGAUGAACAGCCUUUUAACCAUUUUUUACACAGCCUAUAGUAAAAAGCAGAUUGUAUUCACUAUUAGUCUGUAACAUCAGGCGAAAUGGAAUGGAUAACACAUGUACAUUGAAUGAUUUGUUGUCAGUGUGUCUUAAAAAGACAAUAGCCAAAACGUCCUUUCUUUGUGGGAUUACAAAUUUCAAAGAUCGGCAACGAUACUUUUUUUAUACUGAAGAGUCCAAAUCAUUGCUUAAAAAGACUGACAAUAUAAGCAAAAUGCAUAAAUAAAAUUUCAUGCAUGUACAUGCAAUGAGUUUCCAUGAUUUUGUGCAAAAAAGGCAAUAAAAAUGUUGUAUCACAAACUACAAGACAUGCAAUAGAUGCAGACUUA